AUGCGCUCAUUCAUCACCAUCGCUACCACCGCUGCUCUCGUCAGCUCUGCUGCCGCUGCCCCAUGGGGACCCGGUGGUGGUUGGUGGGGACGACCAGGCCCAGGCAAAUGUCUGACUGCAGACUCAGCUCAGUACCUCGUUGAUGGCUUCGAGGGUCUCAUCUCAGCCUACUCUGAUGCCAACGCCGACAAACUUCUAUCUGAUGAUUUCUCCGACUACUCCGACAGCAUCAACUCUCUGGCCGGUAUCCCAGUUGGUCAAGUCACAUUCCCCAACAAGGCUGCAUUCAAGGCCGGUCAAGGUGCUCAGCCAGCUGUGCCCAUCGAGACUCUUGCCAUUGAGUCCUUCACCUGCGACACCAUCGCUCUCCGCUGGUUGGUCGGACUUCAACCUGAGCCAGUCAAGGGUAUCACCAUCUUGAAGGCAUCCAACGCCCAGGGCCAAAAGGAUACCUGGCAAAUCAAGACCAUCUUCACCGAGUUCAACAGCAUCUCGUGGCUGAAGGAUAUCGGUGGCACCGUCACUCUUCCCGGUCGCCCAGCAUAA
This is a messenger RNA of Exophiala bonariae, 546 nucleotides long. RefSeq lists its product as uncharacterized. The transcript has a single exon. Bases 1 to 546 code for a protein of 181 amino acids. NCBI's taxonomy places the organism in Eukaryota, Fungi, Ascomycota, Eurotiomycetes, Chaetothyriales, Herpotrichiellaceae. The record is from RefSeq and is a predicted model, not a curated record.